CCCCUUCACUCCCAAAAAUGGCCGCCGUCGCAGCAGUCCGUCCCCUCGUCACCGUCCAAUCCCUCGAAGGCGACAUGGCCACCGACCAAGCCCAGACGGCUCCUCUCCCUGACGUCAUGAAGGCCUCGAUCCGUCCCGAUAUCGUCACCUUCGUCCACUCCAACAUCUCCAAGAACAGCCGCCAGGCCUACGCCGUCUCCAAGAAGGCCGGCCACCAGACCUCCGCCGAGUCCUGGGGUACCGGCCGCGCCGUCUCUCGCAUCCCCCGUGUUCCUGGCGGCGGGACCCACCGCGCCGGUCAGGCUGCCUUCGGGAACAUGUGCCGCGGCGGUAGGAUGUUCGCUCCGACCAAGAUCUGGCGCCGCUGGCACCGCAAGAUCAACGUGAACCAGAAGAGGUACGCCAUCGUCUCGGCGAUUGCGGCGUCGUCGGUGCCGUCUCUGGUCACGGCUAGGGGUCACAAGAUUGAGAAUGUUCCCGAAUUGCCCCUGGUUAUCAGUGACUCCGCCGAGAGCGUGGAGAAGACCUCUGGAGCUAUCAAGGUGCUGAAGCAGAUUGGAGCUUAUGACGACGCCGAGAAGGCGAAAGACAGCCACUCGAUUCGGCCGGGGAAGGGGAAGAUGAGGAACCGCCGCUACAUCAACCGCAAGGGUCCUCUGAUUGUGUACUGCAGCGAGGGCGCUAAGCUUGUCAACUCCUUCAGGAACAUUCCCGGUGUUGAUAUCAUCAAUGUGGAGAGGCUUAACUUGUUGAAGCUCGCGCCUGGUGGGCAUCUCGGUCGGUUUGUUAUCUGGACCAAGUCGGCAUUUGAGAAGCUGGACUCAAUCUAUGGGUCUUUCGACAAGGCUUCUGAGAAGAAGAAGGGGUAUGUGUUGCCCAGGGCUAAGAUGGUGAAUGCUGACCUUGCUAGGAUCAUCAACUCAGAUGAGGUGCAGUCGGUUGUUAGGCCCAUCAAGAAGGAUGUGAAGAGGGCGCCAUUGAAGAAGAACCCAUUGAAGAACCUCAACACCAUGCUUAGGUUGAACCCGUAUGCCAAGACCGCAAAGAGGAUGGCUCUUUUGGCUGAGGAACAACGCCUCAAGUCUAAGAAGGAGAAGCUCGAACAGAAGAGGAAGGUCACCAAGGAGGAAGCUACUAAAAUCAAGGCGGCUGGAAAAGCCUGGUACCAAACAAUGAUCUCCGACAGUGAUUACACAGAGUUCGAUGUUUUCCAAAAGUGGCUUGGUGUUUCCCAGUAAUUUAGUCUCCUGCUAUAAAAAAAUCCAAGACAUGUUUCAUGUUAGACUAUUUUGUUGUGGUACUUAUCUGUGUCAUUUUGUUAGUUUGAGUCAUGGAUGAGAUGUUGCUGGAAAAUGAGUAUAAUGAGAGUUACAUUUUUCCUACUAUUUGUCCAGUUAAAGUUUUUUUAUAAACAGGUCUGGAAUGAGAUUAGUUACUUAGUUUCUCCAUUUACCAUG
Molecule: messenger RNA, 1457 nt
Organism: Fragaria vesca subsp. vesca
Lineage: Eukaryota; Viridiplantae; Streptophyta; Magnoliopsida; Rosales; Rosaceae
Product: 60S ribosomal protein L4-like
Exons: 2
Coding region: 18-1238 (406 amino acids)
Biological process (GO): translation
Cellular component (GO): ribosome; cytosolic large ribosomal subunit
Molecular function (GO): structural constituent of ribosome; RNA binding
Source: RefSeq, a predicted model, not a curated record